Molecule: messenger RNA, 435 nt
Organism: Rhizopus microsporus ATCC 52813
Lineage: Eukaryota; Fungi; Mucoromycota; Mucoromycetes; Mucorales; Rhizopodaceae
Exons: 2
Source: RefSeq, a predicted model, not a curated record
GCUUGUUUAGAGCACUGUUCUUCCUUACGGUUACGUAUUACAAGCCUUAAACCGUUUAAACGUUAAUAUGUAUGAAAACAUUUUAUUCAAAGAAGAGAUUUCGGCCUCCAUCACAAAACCAGCUAAUGAGCAAAAAGAAGUGUCCUGGGAGAACCUUAUUGAGGAUCUAACAGAUCUUAUUAAAAAAAAAUUAUGACGGAAAAAGCUUUAAAAUGUACAGAGGAGAUUGGAAGCGUAGAAUUAAACAAGUCGUAAAAUCCAUGGGUUACAAGCUCGAAAGGUUUGAUGAUGACGUGUUUGUUCCCUUGGAACCUGUCUUUAAGCAAUCAAAUAAAUCUUCAGGCUCAAAUUACAAAUUAGCAGUUGUUGAAAUCCAACGCGUUAUUGAGCUUUACAACAAUAUUCCUGAUUCGGAAAAGUGGAAACUUUCAACUG